UGGGUGAAUCGAGAAGCUGAAACAUCGGUGAUGAAACUAGCUGGCGACGCACAUUCAAUCAAUUAGUUGCUGAAAUUAACUGUUACAAAAUGAGCUCACAACUGACCCAGUUACCCCAAAUGUUUGAGAAUUACAAGGAGACGAUGCGAAAGUCGCUACGUGACCCUAACAAGCCGUGGACCAAAGCGUUUGACAUUUUAGAGGAGCGCACUUCAGUCGAUAGAGUGAAUCUAUUUUCCGGUGCUGUCGCAGCGUGUGCUGCUUAUUUGAUAUUCGGCUGCGGUGCCCAGCUCUUGUGCAACAUCAUUGGCGUACUAUAUCCGGCAUAUGUGUCCAUUCAUGCCAUCGAGUCGAGCACCAAACAGGACGAUACCAAGUGGCUCAUCUACUGGGUCACCUUUGGCAUCUUCACUGUCAUUGAGUUCUUCUCCCAUAUCCUAACUAACAUUAUUCCGCUCUAUUGGCUGUUGAAGUGUGGCUUCCUCAUCUGGUGCAUGCUGCCCGUGGAAAACAAUGGUUCUGUUAUCAUUUACAAUAAGUUGGUGCGCCCAUAUUUCCUGAAGCAUCAUGCUUCUGUUGACAAAAUCAUCGAUGAUGGUAUCAGGAAGGCUGGCAAUGUGCUUAAGAAAGAUUAGAGACGCUAUUACGUUUUUUGUUCACUUCCUUAAGCAUUUUCGUAGCGUCCGCCUUCAGGAAGGGCCCGUCACGCCAGUUUAUAUCAUAUUAGACCGCGAUGAUUGUAUGCACAGUUAAAUUGCACUUGGUUUUGAAAACCCCUCAUUUGAUGAUUCGCAUUAGAUGUGUUUGUAAUGAAAUCUCGGCUUGUUAAACAUAAAUUU
Messenger RNA from Drosophila navojoa, 839 nucleotides. It is a transcript of the gene ReepB, whose product is annotated as Receptor expression enhancing protein B. The record is from RefSeq and is a predicted model, not a curated record. Lineage: Eukaryota; Metazoa; Arthropoda; Insecta; Diptera; Drosophilidae.